This is a messenger RNA of Apis florea (little honeybee), 1867 nucleotides long. It is a transcript of the gene Myd88, whose product is annotated as myeloid differentiation primary response protein MyD88. Gene Ontology annotation, cellular component: plasma membrane. NCBI's taxonomy places the organism in Eukaryota, Metazoa, Arthropoda, Insecta, Hymenoptera, Apidae. Gene Ontology annotation, biological process: defense response to Gram-positive bacterium; MyD88-dependent toll-like receptor signaling pathway; toll-like receptor 4 signaling pathway. The record is from RefSeq and is a predicted model, not a curated record. Gene Ontology annotation, molecular function: Toll-like receptor binding; TIR domain binding.
AGCAUUUAAAAAAUGAUGUUAAUCCUCUUAAAUUCUCUUACUUGAAUAUAAAACUUUAAAUUUGCCGCAAGAAAAUUCAUUUGCAUUUAAUAGGAGUAGCAUAAUGUUGUGGCAACUCUGAGUCAAACCAUUGAUUGAUCAUUGAAAUAUGACGUUUCAAGAAUUCUUAGAAAUUGUGUCGAAAUAAAUGUAUGAAGAAUAUUUUUAAAGUAAAAUUAAUAUUAAUAAUAAUUAAAAGAAAAAUUAAAAUAUCAUAGUAUAAUAUAAGAAGUAAUAGUGAAUAAUUUAAAAUUAAUUAAUGAAGAACAAUCACGUCAGAAUGUCUUUACAUGAUAUGUGAUAUCGUUAUAUAAAUUCUGUUAAAAAAUUCAAUUUAUUCUUUAAUGUCAAUAUGAAAAUCUCUUAUUAUUAAAACAAAUCAAUAUUUGAUAAUUAAAAUAAUUAAUAUUAAUAUAAACAUUUUGAGAUUAAAUAAAAAUGACAAUUGAUUUAUCAACAGUACCACUUGUUGCUUUAUCUAUCGAAUCUACACAAGUUAUUUCAUCAUUAUUAAAUUCGCCAAAAGUUAUUCCUUGCGAAAAUAAAUUACCAAGAGACUGGAGAGGUCUUGCUCAUUUAUGCGAAUUAGGCGGAGAAUUAAUGCCCUUACUUAUAUCACAUCCAGAUCCAACUGCAUAUAUUUUAACAUAUUGGAAAAAAAAACAAAAAAAUAUUACAAUUAAGGAUUUUCAAAAUUUAUUAGAAAAAAUCGAUAGAUGGGAUAUUUUAGAUGAUACAUUAAAGCUUUUUGUAAGAGAUGGUGAAAAAUAUUUAGAACAAUCGCAAAAGUCUCAAACAUCAGCUGAAAAAAUUGAAAAUGACAGUGAGAUAGAAAUUCUUACUGUAGAUGAUCUCUAUAGAAAAGAGCAAGGAUUAUCGGAACAAAAUUAUGAUGCAUUUAUAUUAUAUGCUGAUGAAGACAUUAAAUUUGCUAAUGAAAUGGUGGAUAAACUUGAGAAAGAAUAUAAUUUGAAGCUUUGUUUAAAAGAUCAAUUACUUGGUGGAAUUACCUUUGAACAUGAAGCAGUAAUGAAAUUAAUAUCAGAACGAUGUAAUAGGUUAAUUGUUAUUAUAUCACCAAAUUUUCUUAAAAGUCCAGCAAAUAAAUUCUUUUUGAAUUAUGCUCAAGCAUUGGGCAUUGGAAGUCAACAAAGAAAGAUUAUACCAUGUUUAUAUGAAAGAUGUCGAUUACCACCUCAAUUACAAUUUAUGGUCAUAUUAGAUUAUAAUAAAUUGGUUUCAUAUAAUUUCUGGGGAAAAUUAAGAGACUCUGUACAAGUAUCAAAUAAAAUAAAAGAAAAUCUAAAUAUUUUUCCCAUAAAAAAUGACAGCAAUUUGAAUGUGAAUAAUGAAAAUGAUAAAGAUAAACAAAAUACAAAUAAUGUAGAAAGAAAGAUUGAAAUAGAAAAGCUUGAAAUACAAAAUAAAAAACAACGUUUAUAUAAAGGGAAUUCAAACCAAUUUGAAUUUGUUAGUAUAAAUAAUAAUUCAAAGGAUAAUAAUAAAAAACAUAAUCAUUUUUUAUUAUGGUCUAAAAUGUGGUCCAAAAAAAGAGAAAAUAAUAAAAAAGAAAAUGCUUCAAUUACAAAAACAGUUAGUUUACCAUCUAUUGAAACUUUGGAUCCAUUAAAUUCAUCAACAGAAUUAAUGGAAAAAAAGAGUAAAAUAAGACUUAUAGAUAAAUAUAAAAAUAUAAAAAAGUGCAAUUUAUUAAGUUAGUAUUUUUAAAAUACUUAUUAAGUUGUAAAGAAACAUUUAUUACUAAUUGUUUUACUUUAUAAUUGAAGAAAUAAAAAUUGUAAUAAAGUAUAUAAAUUCAUAAUAUAGA